GCAUCCAAGAUCCUCCAAACAACAUUGGAAAAAGAAUCACGAAUCACGAAUCCACCCCAAGACAACGUAAACCCCAUCCGCCAUCCACCCGCAUACUUUACAAUGGCCUAGACAGAGCGAGAGUCUCCUCUCAAAAUGACAACGCAUGAAUCCCCAAUCCAGCCGCAACUCACACCCGUGGGGGAGAAACUGUUGCCGGCAAAAUGCAAGGCCGGCAUGCUGGCGUAUUGUCCCACGAUGGACCUGAUUGCCGUGGUCACGGAAGACGACGAACUGCGCGUGUUUCGCUUAAAUGGGCAGCGGGUCUUCGGGGGUUCGUUCAAGGGGGACCCGUAUUUAGAUGAGGAUGAUGGGGGCGGCGAGAUUCGCGGCUUACAUUGGAAGAACAACGGCCAUCUGCUGGCGGUGGCUUGUGCGGAUGCCACUAUUCGCGUCCUGAGCGCGUACAGUGGGAAAACAGUCCACCAUUACCCGGCAUAUCAACCACUGAGCGGAACUCCAGGCGAGCCUAAGGUGGCUGACGAUGAUCCCGACUCUUGCCGCGUCAAGGCGACUACUUGCUUGGGCUGGGGGGUGAACUUUACUGAUAGCAAGGCGGCGCAGCGGCAUCUGCUUGACGCUGCCGGCCAACUGUCCGUUGAGGAUUUGCUUUCGCUGGAUGAUGUUCAGCCGUCUAAAGCAGCUGCGUUGCUCAAGGCUGAUCUUCCCAGGGAACUGGCGCUCUUGGAUAUGGAGAGUUCUUUGCCGAAGUUGAGCACGCUGCCUUCGACUGGGGGCGACGAUGAUGUCUUUAGCUCUCGCGCGUCUAUUGAUGCCAUCUUUCACCCUACAACGAAGAACACGAGUGACGCGGUAGAUGUGUUGCUUGUCGGGUUCGAGGAUGGCACCGUACAUCUGCGGAUCUUUGAUUGUUUCGAGAUUGGCUCGUUUCAGAUUGCAGGAUCCCUUGGAUCAGAUAGCAGCCAGUGCACGAUCCUCCAACAUGCUUCCCAUCCGUUAAGCUCAACGCAUGCUUUAGUGGCCACGACAUCAGACUCGAGCUCACUGCACCUUGUCACGCUCGAUCUGCGAUUCAUCACGAGAUCUGGGCGAUAUCUCUCGCUUCUUGCGCAUAAAACGACACAGCUCCAGAACCUGCUUAGAUAUAUUGGUCAGGUACAGAGACAGAUUGAACUGGAAUGGAAGAACGCCCAGGAGCUCCCGGCGAGGUAUAUGCGAAGUGUUAACCAGGACCUAGAGGAGAAAUGCCACUGCGAUUUUGUUACUGCUGCUUAUCAUCUGGUGGUAACGGGGGAUUGUUUUGAGCCUCUCCGGGAGUUCCUGGUGGAUAUUGUGGGAGAACGAGGACAUAAGCGGUGGGAAAAGGCUGUGAUGACCGGCUACGAGAAUGUCAGACGGCUGACCCAUGAGUGUCUUCUUCCAGCAUUAGAACGAUGCGAGGUAUUGCUCAGCCGCCUGAUUGGUCUUUCGAAAUUCCAGAAGCUAAGUGAGGUGCUUGGGCUGGAGACCUCAGACCUGAAUGCCAUCGUGGAGACGCUGGAUUGCCUUCAUCUCCUAGCCCAUCAUAUUAUUAUCAAUGCCAAUGAGGAGCUGGCACAGUUUCAUUCGUUUUCGAAAUGGUUGCGCCACCAGAUCGACAUGCUGAGCGCAGAACCGAUGUCACAAACGCUUGAAGAGCUGAUGGAGAAAACGGACCUCGUGGAGUACCCGCGGACCCUGAAGUACAUUCGAGGAGCGUUAACGAAGAGUUCGCUGCGUCAAUUCAUCCAACAACUGCCCAUGAUGGGAUUUCCGAGACCACCGCCAGCAGCUUCGGAUGAUAAGUGGGUGCCAACCGGGCAGGACCGGUCUUUCUAUGACACUUUUAAGAAGCUUCUCGAGCAAAGCCAGACAGCUGAUGAUACGAACCCGGUUGAGCUUCCCAAGAUCAACAAUUUGACCAAGCGCCUGGGGUUGCAGUUCGAGAAGGUAUUUGGACAGAUUGCUUUGACGCAGCGUCGGGGGAUUCUCCAUCGAUCACCUCUUACGCUUCAUUCAGACUGUGACAGAAGCGUUCUGGCUAUUACGAUGCGUUGCGAGGAGAUUGACAACCAAAGCCGAUGCGUGGUAUACAUCGGUACCCGAUCGAUGAUGACGUCUAAACAUCAGCUUUACAUAUACCGUGUGGUCCUAGAUUCAGAAAACGGCGUGAGCUCUACACGACAAACCUGUGUAGGGGCCAUCAAUCUUCAAGGGGGAGCCAUCCACCAGGUCCAAUUCGUCGACAACGACGACACCAUCAUGGUCCUCUGGAGCAACGAAGGAGGGUCCACAUAUCUACUGAACUUUCCGUUCCAGCCACCCUCUGCUACCAAAGUCGAGAUGGAAUAUGACUCCUGUCCUUUCCUGAUCGACUUCCACGAGAUUAGUGGGGACCUGAGCAGCUCGCCUGGGCCCGUCACGAUGGCAACGGCGGUAGAUAUUUUGUCUCCAGAUUCCGCCUUUGCGGGACUCGUCAAGCAUCGGUUUGGGGGCAAGGCUCAACCAGUGCAGAUCGACGUGAAUGGACGGCCGGGACGACGGGCGAUCUGUGUGCUAUACGGGGAAGGACUACGGUACGAGGUAUUAGACCUUGAUGCGGAGAUGGGAGAUGACGCAGAUGAUGAUGAUGAUCAUGAUGGAGACGAAGAAGAAGCAGAGGUAGAAGAAUAACUUGGUUAGAAGAAUAGUUAACCAUUAAC
This is a messenger RNA of Aspergillus ochraceoroseus IBT 24754, 2720 nucleotides long. Its product is annotated as putative anaphase-promoting complex component Cut20/Apc4. Gene Ontology annotation, biological process: anaphase-promoting complex-dependent catabolic process; protein K11-linked ubiquitination; positive regulation of mitotic metaphase/anaphase transition. Bases 136 to 2691 code for a protein of 851 amino acids. Lineage: Eukaryota; Fungi; Ascomycota; Eurotiomycetes; Eurotiales; Aspergillaceae. The transcript has 7 exons. Gene Ontology annotation, molecular function: protein binding. The record is from RefSeq and is a predicted model, not a curated record. Gene Ontology annotation, cellular component: nuclear periphery; anaphase-promoting complex.